Cornus florida is the source of this 2529-nucleotide messenger RNA. RefSeq names its product boron transporter 1-like. NCBI's taxonomy places the organism in Eukaryota, Viridiplantae, Streptophyta, Magnoliopsida, Cornales, Cornaceae. Gene Ontology annotation, cellular component: plasma membrane. The transcript has 13 exons. The record is from RefSeq and is a predicted model, not a curated record. Gene Ontology annotation, biological process: transmembrane transport; monoatomic ion homeostasis; monoatomic anion transport. Gene Ontology annotation, molecular function: solute:inorganic anion antiporter activity. The coding region runs from base 149 to 2299 and encodes 716 amino acids.
GGCUUAUAUAUUUGGAGGUUUUCUUUCACAACUUUGUGUGUCCAUAACACUUUGAAGCUUCAAAACAAUCAUCCAAUUGUGGAUUGAGCUAUUUUUCCCUUUUUGGCAUUGAAGAAGGUGCCCAUUUGUCUAAGUUAUAUUGAAAAGCAUGGAAGAAAACUUCGUCCCGUUUCGCGGAAUCAAGAAUGACCUUCAAGGGAGGUUGAUGUGCUACAAACAAGACUGGACUGGUGGUCUAAGGGCAGGUUUCAGGAUUUUGGCCCCCACCACAUACAUAUUUUUUGCUUCAGCAAUUCCAGUCAUUUCGUUUGGUGAACAAUUGGAAAGAAAUACAGAUGGGUUGAUUACGGCGGUCCAAACGUUAGCUUCUACUGCAUUAUGUGGUAUUAUACACUCUAUCUUUGGAGGUCAGCCAUUGCUGAUUCUUGGAGUUGCAGAACCAACUGUGCUUAUGUACACAUUUAUGUACAACUUUGCUAAAGACAGACCAGAUCUCGGACCAAAGCUCUUUCUAGCUUGGACUGGAUGGGUAUGUGUUUGGACUGCAAUCUUGCUGUUCCUUCUAGCUGUGCUAGGAGCUUGCUCCAUCAUUAAUAGGUUUACUCGUGUUGCGGGGGAAUUGUUUGGCCUACUUAUUGCAAUGCUCUUCAUGCAGCAAGCCAUCAAAGGACUUGUUGAUGAGUUCCGCGUACCCAAACGAGAAAGUCCAACGUUGGCAGAGUUUCAACCAUCAUGGAGGUUUGCAAAUGGGAUGUUUGCUUUAGUUUUGUCAUUCGGCCUUCUUCUCACUGCACUAAGAAGCCGAAAGGCAAGAUCUUGGCGAUACGGUUCUGGUUGGCUUCGAGGUUUCAUAGCAGAUUAUGGUGUGCCACUGAUGGUUCUCAUCUGGACAGCUGCUUCUUAUAUACCUGCUGGAAGUAUUCCAAGAGGAAUCCCAAGGCGUCUCUUCAGCCCAAAUCCAUGGUCUCCGGGUGCAUAUGGGAAUUGGACAGUAAUAAAGGAUAUGCUGGAUGUGCCGGUUCUCUACAUAAUCGGAGCUUUUAUUCCAGCAACAAUGAUUGCGGUACUUUACUAUUUUGACCACAGUGUAGCAUCUCAACUUGCUCAGCAAAAAGAAUUCAACUUGAGAAAGCCACCUUCUUUCCACUAUGAUUUACUUCUUCUAGGGUUCAUGGUUAUAUUGUGUGGUCUCCUAGGAAUACCUCCUUCAAAUGGUGUCAUUCCACAAUCUCCGAUGCAUACCAAAAGUCUGGCUACCCUUAAGCACCAGCUGCUUCGUAAUCGACUUGUAGCAACAGCACGAAAAUGUAUGGGUAAGAAUGAAAGUCUGUCACAAGUGUACGGAAGCAUGCAAGAAGCCUAUCAACAGAUGCAGACUCCAUUGGUUUAUCAGCAACCUUCAACUCGAGGACUGAACGAAUUAAAAGACUCAACAAUUCAAUUGGCUUCAAGCAUGGGUCACAUGGAUGCUCCAGUUGAUGAGACAGUAUUUGAUGUUGAGAAGGAGAUUGAUGACUUACUACCGGUUGAGGUGAAAGAACAACGGCUUAGUAACUUGCUCCAAUCUACAAUGGUAGGAGGAUGUGUUGUAGCCAUGCCUUUGCUUAAAAUGAUCCCAACCUCAGUACUCUGGGGUUACUUUGCCUAUAUGGCCAUCGAAAGCUUACCAGGAAACCAGUUCUGGGAGCGGAUCUUACUGCUAUUUACAUCUCCAAGUAGAAGAUACAAAGUAUUGGAGGAGUACCAUGCCACUUUUGUGGAAACUGUACCUUUCAAGACAAUCGCAUUUUUUACUCUUUUCCAGACUGCCUACUUGCUUAUUUGUUUUGGAAUUACAUGGAUUCCAAUUGCUGGAGUUCUGUUUCCUUCAAUGAUCAUGCUUCUGGUUCCAGUGAGACAAUACCUAAUGCCCAAGUUUUUCAAAGGGGCACACCUCCAAGAUUUGGAUGCCGCAGAGUAUGAAGAGUCACCAGCAAUGCCAUUCAACCUAGCAGCUGAGGGUGAGAUAGGUUCAAGAGCUUCAUUUGCUGAUGAUAGAGAGAUUCUGGAUGGGAUAAUAACCAGAAGCCGUGGUGAGGUAAGACGUAUUUGCAGUCCAAAAGUAACAAGUUCCACUACAACACCAGCCAAAGAUUUCAUAAGUCACCAGAGCCCGCGAUUCUCAUCAGAUAAAGCUUACAGCCCUCGCUUAAGUGAACUUAGAGUGGAUCAAAGUCCUCGGCUUGGUGGAAGAGGACAAUUUAGUCCAAGGACAGGUGAAGCAAGACCUUCAAAUUUAGGAAAAAGUAGUGAGAAGUAGAUAUGAAUCAGCAUAUGUAUUGGCUGUUAUAACUGAUUGCCUGCUUGCCAUAAGAAAAGGUGAGGGAUAGUGUGAUGAAUGUGUAGGUAGUCUGCAAUAGCUUAUUCCUAGCUUCUUUCUUUGACUUGGGCUGUUGUUGUUGUAUAUAUUCUACCUUUGUAAACUCCAUCAAGGAAAGAAUAGUUGUAACCACAACUUAUAGCAAUAAUAAUAUUGAAUCUUUUACCAUA